This is a messenger RNA of Enterobius vermicularis (human pinworm), 1083 nucleotides long. The record is from the annotation of a GenBank genome assembly. NCBI's taxonomy places the organism in Eukaryota, Metazoa, Nematoda, Chromadorea, Rhabditida, Oxyuridae.
AUGUCUGCACUGAACCGUCCGUCGUCGCCGGCAUCAACCAGCGGUGCUGCUUCUCCAGACGAUGUUGCCGCACCUGGUGAAAAUGUAGGGUGUGCUGCUCCGCAUGGAGCGGAAGCCGUUGACAAAGUGUCGACAGGUUCACCAGAGAACUCGCUGCGAGAAUCUCUGGAAAAAAAAUAUGGAAGAGAGCAUAUUUAUAUUUCAGAGUCAAGUGAAGUAGUUCAUCACCAUCCAGUUUUUGUUAAAGACACAUCCAAGUACUGGUACAAGCCCACUAUCUCUCGUGAAGAAGCAAUCAAUAUACUGCGAGAUAAGCCGCCUGGAACAUUCCUGGUACGUGAUAGUAAUAGUUUUCCUGGUGCUUUUGGUCUUGCACUUAAAGUUGCAACUCCUCCGCCUGGUGUGCAUCCUGGUGACGGCACUGAGUUGGUUAGACAUUUUCUCAUUGAACCGUCUCCGAAAGGUGUUAAACUGAAGGGAUGCAGCAAUGAACCAAUCUUUGGUACACUUUCGGCAUUGGUAUAUCAACACUCAAUAACACCGCUUGCCUUACCGACAAAGUUGCUUUUGCCCGAAUAUGAUCCGGCUACAGUGCCAGAACGUGUAAGUGCUGCACAAGCACUUUUACAACAGGGUGCUGCUUGUAAUGUAACUUAUAUUGGGUCGGUUGACUGUGAAUCAUUGACGGGUCCUGAAGCUGUUAGACGCUGUGUUGGAGAAACCUUCGAGCUUUUCAAGCAACGAAAAGUGAAGCCCGUUCCUGUGCAUUUCAAGGUUUCUGCUAGAGGGGUAACAAUUACCGAUAAUACCAGACAGCUGUUCUUUAGGCGACACUACCCGGUAGAAUCUGUUAUAUAUGCAGGCAUUGAUCCAGAAGACCGGAAAUGGGACAAUGAAAAUAUCACGACUGGCAUGACCGAUUACGUGAAGAUUGCCCGAACGUUCGCAUUUGUCGCUCGUAAAGCAGGCACUCACGCUGACAAUGCCUGCCAUACAUUUGCGGAGCUGGAGCAAGAGCAACCAGCCGCAGCUGUGGUCAAUUUCAUCACUAAGGUGAUGAUGGGAACAACACGCAAACUGUGA